GGCAAAGAGGUCUCACUAUACAGUUCAUUCAAUUUAUCCCACAGAAUUUUAGCACUCUCUAAAAUUCCAACUUUUCUAAUCCUAGAGUCAGAUAAGUUCAAAUAAAUCACAGAACAUGCAUUUUCAUUCAUUUCAGCCCUUUUAUCUUCCGUGUCAGAAAUUAAAUAGGUUUCGCCAACUGCUUUAAAACAUUUUUGUUGUAUUAAAAUACAUUUAAUUUUUUGCUUCCAAAUGCUAAAAUCAGAUUUUCCAUUAAAUGGAGCCAUACCAUACUGAUUAUAAGCAGACAUUUUCACAUAGAAAAAUAAGCAACAAAAGAAAAUGUAAAUAUCGCUGAAAAACAAUUUAAAUAUUUAUAAGGCUACAAAUAUACGGAGCAACUAGCACGAACACGCGGGGAGUAUUAAUGAGCACCAAAAUCAAGUUCAAAUCCCUUGUUCUUCCGUAUAACCACAAAUAAAUAAUAAAUUUUCAGCACAACACAAUACAACAAUUCUAUCAAUUUUAAAAGCAGUAAUAUACCUAAAACAGAUUUCUACACAAUAAAAGAUUAAAUCAAAACAAAAGCGAUAAAAGAGAUAAAAGUCAAUAUACCGGAACGAAACCCUAGGAGAGGCUAUUUUGGUCUCUUCAGUUUAAGUUGGUCCUAUACGCGAGUUAAAAAGUCAUUGUUCCUAUUUACUUCCCCCUCCCAUGUUUUAGUCAUGUUUAUGUCUUUUUCCCUUCAUGUAAACUUCCUCUUGGAGAUUCCCAUGAAGAAAUGCAUUGUUGACAUCCAGUUGAUGGAUUGACCAUCCAUGGGAAAGGGCAAUCGUGAGAACAACCCGAAUAGUGACCGGUUUAAUAACCGGGCUAAAAGUGUAAGAAUAAUCAACUCCUGGGCACUGAUGAAAACCCUUAGCCACCAAUCGAGCUUUGAAACGAUCCAAGGAACCAUCCGGCUUGUAUUUCACCGUAUAUACCCAUUUGCAACCAACAACAUUCUUACCAGGGUGAGCAGGGACAAGUUCCCAAGUUCCUUGUUGAACCAAGGCUUCAAAUUCUACAGACAUAGCCCCUCGCCACUCGAGUACUUGUAAAGCCUUGGAAGCAUAAGUAGGAAUAAUAUGAGGUAAAGGUGAUAUAGAGACAAUAUGAGCUUGUUUGCACGGGCAAGGGUCAUUGGUUGAGUGCGUUUGGGUGGAGAGGGAGUUAGAUGAUGAUGUUGGUGCGGACUAUCAAUAAAAAAGACAGGGUCAGUCUAACCGAGAUACUGAAUUCAUCAACUUAAGAUACAAUAGAUGUAUAUAUCAAUUUAUAAUAAACUUAGCCUUUAAGAAAAACAAUUCAAGCCUAGCUACUCUCAACUUUUCAGUAUGAGGUUUUUAAUUCUCUAUUUUCACCGAACCUAUUUCUUUUCCAAUAUCUCCUACGUAUUUAAAGUGGCACUUGAACGCCGUUCCAGUUUUUCAGUAUGUUUUCCGUUAAAUAGCCUUCUGUCUCUUCUGUUUCUCACGCCGUCCAGGUAUUUUGUUUCCCGUUUUUAAAUAAAAAAAAACUUUCCAUUUUAUGUCCAUCCUCACCCUACUGUUCUCUUGUCAGCAGAACUGUUGGAGCUUUCCCCUUCCGUGGUUCUCAUUCCGUCCGACCCCUUGCGUGUUGUUCCAGACUGCCAGCGCACUCAUCAUAUCCAGAACAACCCCUACUUAUGGAUUACUCCGUAUUGUAUAUCGAAGGUCACAUUCAUUUCCUCUCUUUUUGGCUAUUCCGUUCUUGGUGGGUGACAUUAUUUUGCUUUGAAUGUUCUGAAAAUAGCCCUUAAUGUAUGCGGAACUGGGAUAUUUUGCUCUUCUUGGUGUGUUUUUCAUCCCGCAUUUAGCUUUUAGCUAUUGUGUGUUUUUGUCCUUUAUUUUUUUAGCUAUGUCUGUGAAUUUCCUUUGUUCAGGGUCUUCGGGGGGGGGGGGGGAUUCUAUCAUUUGGAUUUAGGGGGUGGAAAUGGGUUGUCGGUUUGUGUGUGGCUUAUUUUCUGUCAAAAAAUUAUAGAUUUAUUUUGUUUGAUGCUUUGGUUUUUUCAUGGCAGAGCAAAAUCGAUGUAUAGCUGCUGAAUAAUAUAUAGUUGACGUGCACUUUGUCGUAGUGUGCACUCAAAAUAAUAAUACAAUACAACACUUAUACGUAGUAUAGCGUAGUAAGGUUCGUAUCCACAGGGAAAGGAAUACUUUUCUUUUUAUAAAACUAGUAACAAAAUGGGGUUUUUUAGUUUGAUUUGGUUUAAUAAAUUAAACACGAAGAUGAACGAGUUAUGUGGUUUAAUUAAUGAGAAGAAGACUUGACUUUGCUUUUAUCCACUUAAUGAAAUGUUCGUCGAUCUCGGUUAUAUCUUUAACUAUCUUCCUCUCGAAUACUCAAUCGAGGAGUAUAUCCAAUUCAUCGAGGGUAGUUAUUAAUAACGAGACGCGUUCAUUAAUAAAACUUACUACCGAGUUAAUAUAGAACACGCGCCGUAUAUUCACUUGAUAGUAGCGAUAAAAUCAAGAUGAAAACGAUUGAGAUUGAUAACCUCAACACAAGCGGUUUAUUGGUUUAAUCAAUAUAACUAAUUCCCCUUGGUUUAUUAACCAUGAAACGCAUGCAUUAAUAAUCCAAGUUUACUACCGUGAAAGGACCGAAUUAAUAACAAGCGUAUUAAUCGACCAAUUCCAGUAAUAAUUAAUAUAUGAAACAAAACUAGUUGAUCCUUUAAGUAAUGUUCAAAAUAUUAAUAUGAAAUAUGAAUAGGAAUUAAUUAAUACUCAAGGAAGAAUAUUAAAGAAGAUGAAUCCUACUAUAGUUAAUAUCAAGAUGUUAACUAAUUGUCAUCUUAGUAACACUCCUCAAUAUUAACAUAGAGGAAGAAAUAGCUAUUACUAUUACUAAUGUCAAGAUGUUAACUAAUUGUCAUCUUAGUAACACUCUCCAACAUUGAUAUAGAAAGAGUAUUUAAAGGAAGAAUUAAUAUUCAAGAAAGAAGAUUAAAGAGAAUAACUCACAACUUACAAAUUCAUUAAGCUUCAAAGUAGCAAAACCAAGAUGGAAGAAUUUAGCUCCUCAUUUGGAGACUAAACAUGAUAGAAAAUAUAAAGAAAACACUAAUCUAAACUGAGCUAAAGAGUAUAUGUGAAUUGGUGAUUCUUUUGUGAAGGAAAUGGGGUGUAUUUAUAGGUGUUUGGAGCAUGCAGGGAUGUGUACCCAAUCGGGCUUUGAGGCCACUCGAUCGGGUACCUUCUAAGUUUCCUGGAAACCAGAAAAAUAGGGCAUACCCGAUCGGGUCUGUCGGUCACCCGAUCGGGUAUGACAUCCGAACGUGGUCAAAAUCUUCCCUGCAUGUUGAAUUGUCUUCGGGCGUGAUCCGAUUUGAUUUUUCAGCAAGGUACCCGAUCGGGUAUAGGUCAUACCUGACCGGGUACAACACAAAAAUCAGGAUCUUCAUUUUGUCUUGAGAUUUUUGCACCUUCCUUCCACUUUCCUUGAUCUUUUAAGGUCCAAUCUUGAUCUCUUGGAUGAUCUUUGACCUGUUUAGCUCAGAAUAAUCCUAAUCUAAACAAAUUACAAAUAAAAAUGAAAAUAAAAUAUUACACCAAAAGUGUGUAAUUUCCACAACUAGAAUUAAUAAAAACUAGUUAAAAAUACAAACAUACAAUAGGAAAUUACACGAAUAUCAAUAGUCCACGAAUGUUUUCCUUUAGUUGCUGUUCGUUUGAGCUAGGGUUUAAGGAUAAAUUGUGCAGCUGCUAUUUUGUUAUCAUGUCUGCUGAAUGCAUGAAUGUUUUCCUUGAGUUGCUUUACGUUUGAGCUAGGGUUUCAGAAUAAAUUGUGCAGCUGCUAUUUUGUUAUCAUGUUUGCUUGAAUAAAAUGCACAUUUAGAACAAAAUAGUGUGAUAAAGGUAAACAAUCCAUGGAUGGACUCUAAUCCAAUUUUAUUUGCAUAUGGGUGCAUUCAUAUUAUGAUUCCAUAAAAAUGGCCUAGACUUUGUGUAUUUGACAGUCUGUAUGGGCACUUACCCAAGAAAUAGAUUAAUUUUAAUCCAUAAAUCCAAACUGGAUUUAAAGAUAAGUGUUGGAUUUCAGUGAGAAUUUGUCUAUUGUUAUUGUAGUUCAUUGGCAGGUGGAUUUAUAACUACUAUAAACACUGAAGAGUGCAAUAAUAAUCUAUUGAAUUGAGGCUCCUUAAGCAAUCCAUGCACUUUUAAGUGGCUAGCGGAGGUUCCCUCGUAUAAAUGGGCUUAAUAGUAAAUGAAAAAAAACAUUUCUAGGUUGUCUUUUGAAAGAAAAACUGUUAUACAGAGUAUUUAAUUGGAAUUGCUUGACAGUGUACUUAUUUGGAUUUCUAUCAUUCAGGGUCUUUUGAAAGAUACUACUCCGUAUGAUAUAGCUGCUUUCUUUGGUUCCUUUUUGAAGAAAAUGUGUUAUGGCGAUGGAUGAUGGUGUAGCUUUAGGGCCAUUAAUAAGUAGCAACAGUUUUAAUGGGGAGUCUUGUACUUGAGUGUCUGAUCUAUUUUGCCUUAGGUGCCUGCUUGCUUAGUUUUGGGAUUUAUUGAUUAUGAUCCAUUUGCUUAUGUGAGAAAAACUUUAUUUAUUUACUGCAAUCAAUAAUAUGAAAUAGUUUUUUAUGCAUGAAUAGGUAAAUAAAAAAAUCAUGAUAAAGUGAAUAUGAACUGUGUGAAAGCCUAGAAUUUAAUUUUAUACUACAUAAAUAUAUUCCAGUUACAAAACAAAAUGGGUUUUUCCAAAAAAAAUGCCACUUUAAAAACGUUUGUUAUGAAUGAAGUUCUUGGAUACAGUUUGGGAUACUGAUCAUGUUAUAUAGAUUACAAAUUUAUAUUGUUUGGAUUAUGAGGUGUUAGCACAAAAAUGAUUAUGUUGUUUGAGCUUCUCUAUUGAAAUGAUGAUUCAGUUUUACGUUAGGUGCCUGCGUGCUCAGUUUAGUGAUUUGUUUCUUACAAUCCAUUCGUUUAUGUGGUCAGAACUUUUUUAUUUGCUGCAAUAAAUAAUGAUAAAAGUUUAUUAUGAAUGUAAAUAGGUAAAUGUAAAAUAGUUUCAUUAAUACAGUGAAUGGAAACUGUGUAAACGUCUAGAAAUAAAUUUAUACUACAUAAAUCUAUUCGAGUUACACAAAAUAGUACUUUUGACUUUCCACCGUCAAAAGUGCUGACAUUAUGGGAGGACUUUGCUCGCGCCCAAGGACCUGAAAUAGAGGCCCAACUUCAGCAGGGUUGUUACCCACUUGUUCUCAUUAAUAGGGUUGCGAUCACCUUGUAUCAAGGUACUUACUGGUGGUAUAAUACAUCUUCCUAUCUUGGCGGUUUUUAUUGAACUGAUUAGUUUUGCCUUACUUCCAGGUUUGUCAUUGUCAACAAGGUUUGGAACACACAUAGAAGUGAAUCCAACCGGACCUAGGGCUGGAUUACUUAAAGCAUGGCUGCAUGAAAAUCCUAGGGAGGUUGAUAUGAUAUUGGAAGGAAAGACAUACAACAAUCUGAAUGCAUUUGCAAAUCCCCUUGUCAAAGAUAAAAACCCCAUUUCUUCAUUACAUGGCAUCUUAAACCAGAGCCAUGUUGCAUGGGUAACAUGCACAAUUAGCCUUGCAAAUCCUACAGAAGCAAGUUAUUACAUAGGUUGUGACUAUUGUAAUCGAAAAGUGAACUGCGCCAAAGGGAUGAAGUUUCAAUGCAUGUAUUGUGGCCAAAACAUGGAACAACUGUUAAGAGGUUCAGAGUAGCAGCAACGGUUACUGAUGACACAGGGUUUGUGGACGUGACCUUGUUCACAAAUGAUGUUCUGGAAAUCAUGAAACAUACCAGCCUCCAACCUUCGGGUGAACUUGAAUUGGCUGCCCUCGAUAAAGAAAUUGCCAACUUGUCAUUUAUCUUGGGACUACGCCGCAUUAAACAGGAUGAUGAGUGUUUGCAACGCAAUGCUUAUGGAAUUGUUGGCCUCUGUAAGGUCCCCACACCAUUGGUAGAUUCCCCAGAUGACCUUGAGGAUAAAACCGACGAGUCUCAGCAGCAGACAAAAAGAAAGUUGGAUUCUCUUCAGACCGCUGCAAGUGUGCCCUCCAGGGAAACUGGAUCCCCCAGCACCCAUGCCGAACUUCCCGUGCCUCAACUGAAAUCCAAAAUACAGAAACACGCAGCAACUUCCCCUAAGCUGGCUCAGGUUACUAAUAAUAAUAAAAACCUGCCACUUUCCCCAUAAUUCACGUUAUUGCUCUUUGUUGUGGAUUUGUUGUUUCAGCUCAUUAACUUAUGGCCUUUUGCGCCCUGUAUAUAUUCUCUUUUGCUGCAAGAUGAAACUUAUGCCUAUAAUUGAUUAGAAAGUAGAUCACGAUUCGUCCCUCUACUUCUUGAUACAAUUAUAGAUGUUUUUGCACUAACUAUGUUGCCCCUUUUGUGCAAUUGGUUGGAUAUGCUUGCCCAACUUGUUGUAAUAUGUAAUAUACUUAUGAUUGGUAAAAUCCAAACCACUCUUUUGUCUA
This is a messenger RNA of Cuscuta epithymum, 6493 nucleotides long. The record is from the annotation of a GenBank genome assembly. Lineage: Eukaryota; Viridiplantae; Streptophyta; Magnoliopsida; Solanales; Convolvulaceae.